AUGCAUUCAGAGUCCACAUGCCUAUUCAGCAGUGUGCUACGACUCAAUCACUAUGAACAUCCUUUGUCGGACGAGACCAAGCACAGCAUCUGCAUCUUUGCGAUCACAAAGGCUCCAAUUCAGCUCAGCACCAUUCUCCACAAUGACACUGUUCCAGUCACCAUUGAGAAUAUCAGAAGGAUGGGCAUUCUUUAUCUUGAGAGAACAUCCAGGAAAGACUACUUCACAAUGUAUAUGUCCUUCUACAACAUGAAGAAGCUCCUCUUGAACUUGCCCAACAUCGUCAUUCCAGACAAUCUCCUUUUCUUCCCUUCCCUCACGAAGCCGUGGCACUGGCAUGAGUUCGAGUUGCUCUACCCCCAUUUCCAAGACAGCAUGAUCAAGGCGUUCAGUGCGAUUGGAGAAUUACACUUCACCAACAUUCUCCGUGGAUCCUAUGGCGUUGGAUUACUACCAAACGUGUGUGGAUAA
Messenger RNA from Acytostelium subglobosum LB1, 471 nucleotides. RefSeq lists its product as hypothetical. The record is from RefSeq and is a predicted model, not a curated record. The transcript has a single exon. NCBI's taxonomy places the organism in Eukaryota, Evosea, Eumycetozoa, Acytosteliales, Acytosteliaceae. The coding region runs from base 1 to 471 and encodes 156 amino acids.